Messenger RNA from Rhodofomes roseus, 1983 nucleotides. RefSeq lists its product as uncharacterized. The record is from RefSeq and is a predicted model, not a curated record. Bases 1 to 1983 code for a protein of 660 amino acids. The transcript has a single exon. Lineage: Eukaryota; Fungi; Basidiomycota; Agaricomycetes; Polyporales; Fomitopsidaceae.
AUGAACGAGCAGGCUGUCGUUACGACACCGAACGCCGACUGGAUGCCCGAGUUCCCCGUCGCGUCUCCAGGGCGGAUCUGUACCAGGGUCGACGGUUCGUGGGGGCCUCAGGAGUAUUCACGGUGGCCCCAGAUGUACCACAAAAAUGUAAUCCACCAUGCAUGUAUUCCUGUGCGAGGCGGCAAGGUCCCAGGCGUGUACGUGGGCCUCUUGGGUCCCCUAUGGGACCCGAUCGACGAAACAAAAUGGGAGCGUGACCUUCUCUGCGGUGUUCCCGACCUGGGAUUCCUGAGACCCUCCUACGUCACGUUGUUCAAGAUGGCUGCUCAGAGCGUCAUCUCCGAUUUCAAGGCUAGUGCGACGCGACAACCGGCACAGCAGACGCAGCACGGUCACCAUCUCUGCGUCACGAUUCACGAAGCCCUCGAUCAACUCACCAUUCUCCCGACUUGGCGUACACACGCCGUCGCCCUUGCCGCGCAUGUCCAACGACUCGCUUUGGAGCUGCGCGGCCUGGUGACCCUCUUCGAUGUCAUCCAACCUCGCGUCAACGCACCUUCCUUCGUGGCGAAGGAGACCCUUGGGGUCCGCGGCGCGUUCACAAGUAACGCUGGAACGGCGCAAGUCUUCCACCGGCUUGGACUGCCCGUGUGGUUCAUACAACCGCUGACGAAGCAGCUGCGCGUCCUUGAGCUGGUCUAUCGUCCUGUCCCGGUCUCCUCAAUCCUCAGCGACAAGCUAUCCCUGCCGCGCCUGUACAGCGGCGAUGGCGAUCUUGCGGGAAUCGUACAGCAUCCCGGUGAUUGGCCUUACAAGAUGCAAGAAGAAGUUCUGAAGAACCUCCUUGAUGUCAGACUAGCGCCAUUGCCGCGGGUGCAGGAAUCAAGCGGUGCGCCACCGGCUAAGAAGGCAAAGGCGGGCGAGUCCACAGAUUCAAAUCUUGGCGGCGCGCACACUGGCACUGCCCAGACUGCCGGUCUGUCGCAAGGCCCCGACCCCGGGAAAUCGUCGCGCCGCGCUCAUCGUGGCAAGCGGGCGGCAGCGUCGCCGCAACAGGGCCCACCCCACCCAUCGCUGUGUUACCGGCCGCCGUUGGCGUGUUCUAUCCCUGGCGUCUGGGUUGACGUCCUCACAGCAAUCGGCACGUUGCCUGCGCCGCCUAACGCCUCGACGUACCAUUGGCCUCCGCCCUUCUGGUUCGAGAGCGAAGGCGAGAAGGCGUUGCGCUUCCAUCACAACUACGUGAGGAUCCGCGGGUUCUGUCGGCAGCGCCUGCUGGAUGCCACGAUAGGUGCUGAGCCGCUACGCAUCGCAGAAUGGCGCGAUGCUUUGUGGGGAAAUUACGACGUGCAGCUGAGCGAGGCCACAAAGCCUGACCUUGGGAAGAAGAACAAGGAUCGUAGGGACAUGCAGCAGAACAUACGCCGCCUGUUCUCGAAUACCGCAGGGCUGCCGACGUACAACAACACCCAAACGGCGCAAUGGGGAACAGUCACGCUGGACAUCACGUCGGCGAACGCGCCCGCCACACGCGCGCAGAUAUUAUGGGAGGUUCAUGAGGUGAACUGGCGGUGCGAGCUGCGGGAGCUGGACGCCGUCCUGACGCACUCGCGUGAAUGGGGGACGCUGCAGCGCUGGGAGCGCGAGGCGCGAGUUUGUCGUGUCUGGAGUCCACAGGGCUCUGGCUUGCGGGUGAUCCCGCGUUGGGAACAAGGCGAGCGGUCGACGGCGACAUGGGUAUGUCCCCCGCAGGGUGCAUGGCAUCAGAGUGUCAAUACGCUCGUCGAAUUCAUCGGUGUCAUGGCACGUUGGUCAGGGCUGCCUGAGGAGUUGAAGAGGGUUGUGCAAGGUGACUUUACUCCCUCAGAGGACGAUUUCGCGAAGCUUCAACGCUCCGCUGUGGACUUCUACGUACAUCGCUUCGUCGAGAUAUUUAAUCGCCUGCCCACGCCGCCCGCUGUAUUGCCCUCCAAUUGGUUGUAA